Molecule: messenger RNA, 498 nt
Organism: Cladophialophora psammophila CBS 110553
Lineage: Eukaryota; Fungi; Ascomycota; Eurotiomycetes; Chaetothyriales; Herpotrichiellaceae
Exons: 1
Coding region: 1-498 (165 amino acids)
Source: RefSeq, a predicted model, not a curated record
AUGAAGAAAGAAGAAGUGGUUGAGUCUUGGGAAGACGACGAUGCUUCUUCGCCUGUCGAAGAUGACUGCAAUACUCGAACACCUGUCGAAGGAAUGGGCCUCUCGUUGAAACCGUCCGAGUCCGCAGACCCUGCAUUGCGUCCGCCGCCUCCUACUCCCAUUGCCCCUGGAAACGGUGCACAGUACAUUGACUGGUCACCUGCUCAAGUCCUUGGGGGAGGCCGUCCCAGCACCAGGCCUUAUACCCCUCCCGAAGCAUCCACUCCACAGUCUGACUCUGAUCGAGAUCGACGGAGACCAGAGAAGACCACAGCCACCGCUAGUCGAAUGAUUGCCUCAGGGUUAGGGAUGAAAGCUCCUAAGAAGACCGAGGAACAAAAACAGUAUGACCGAGCGGUUAGGGAACAGGAGAUGAAACGAAGGAGUAAGGAGAAGGAGGAGAGGGAGCGCGAAAGAGAGGCAGAUGAAAAGGCAAAAGCCGCAGUUUGGGACGAUUGA